AAAAAGGCCUCAGAGAGCAUAUUUAGUCCCAUUAUUCUCUGUAUUCCAGUUGCUAUACUCGCCCCCCUUUCGUUUAUCCUUCCUCCUCCCUCCGUUGCUGGCUUCCGAGCUCUUCUUCUUUGUUUUCGUCCUUUUCUCUUGGCAACGGAGGGCAGAGUAGGAAGAGCUCAGGAAUACAGCUGUUCAUCGGAUCUUUCUGAUUUCCAGAUCUGCGGCAGCUUUUAGAGCACUUAUUAUAGUGUCGGAGGAUCCUGAUAUCUUUUUUCUGCACAACCCCAGGCGGAAAAUUAGUAGGUCUAAUUCGAAUAGCACCCGCAUGGAUCAACCAUUAUACGGGAGUAACAUGCUUCUAAAUUCUGUGGAAACUUCUACCUUGGCGGAAUAUUUAUUAUCUCCGAAUGAAACCGACAUGGAUUAUCUUAAUAUAGCACCUCGAGAAACCGAUGGCUUGAAUAUCUGGAAUUCGAGCGACCCUAACUCGAGUUCCUAUAUUAUAAACCAAGAAAAUCACGAUGCGAUAAAAAUGGAUCAUGGCUGGAGUACUUCACUUUCAAUUAGUUCUUCCAGUGACCCAACUAUGGAGGAAAGAAACAACAUCCUUUCACUGGAGCAUGUGGACCUGAAUCUUAAUAAUUCUCCAGCUGAUGAUGGUCAGGCAUUCACACAAAGGUUGAAUUCAACUCAUGAGAACCAUAGAAUGGAUCAGAACGUGCACGGUGAUCCUCGUGGUGAGAUUAUGGGUCCUUUUUUGCCCGAAAUCUUCGAACCACAGCAUGUUCCUUACUCAAAUUCAAUUGGGAGUUCCUCUAGUGGUGUUGGAAAGGUCUUAGAAGAUGUUGAUCGAGCGAGAAGUUUGGUCGAUAGUCAGCGUGUAGCUUGUAAGAGGAAAAGCAUGGAAGCAUUCGUUGGAGAAUCUUCAACUAGUCAUAAUAUUUCGGCGGAUUUAGGCAUGCCGAGCUCGUCUCGGUAUCUUCCUGCCACUAGUUUUGUAGAACUCAACCAGAGUCCAGGUUUCACCCCCGCAAUGCAUAGGGGAGUUUGUUCCGAACGGAAUCCAACUUCAUGCUUAUUGGGAAAUGCUGAAACCUUGCAGAGGAAUAUUCGAGCGAGGCUUAAUCCCGCAUGCCAGCAUGAUAUGUCCCCUUUUCAAUCACAAUCUACUGCGACCGGCGACCGGCUUCCUAGCAUCUGGUCUUCUUCUGUUGAUCCAUCUUCUAUUUUGAGUCAUUUUAAUCACGCAGCAGAACAAACUGAGUCACGCAUGCUAAUCGUUCCUGGCUUGCCUCACAACAUUAGCAAUCCUUCUUCCGCUUCAAGAAUUGGUAGUUCAUCACUUCCGGCCUACCCGCAGCGGAGGUUAAUUUCGUCUCCCGAGGAAGCGAAUAUUAGAAGCUUGACGAGAAAUGGUGUUGUUGACCAACAAACAUAUGUUACGAGAAAUACGGCCAGUCAUCUGAGUCAGGAUCCACUGAACUGGAAUCCAUCUAAUUCGAGCUUGAGUGUGCCCGGGAAUCGAGCUAGCAUUAGUUCGGGUAUUGUUCCGUCGCCGGGAUCUAUCAGGACAUCAAGUGAGAUGGUUCCUGUGCAGUAUCACAGAAACUCUUCUGAGGUUCUACGCAGCUCUUUGUUUCUAUCUGGUGGGUCUGAAUCUGGGCAUCAAACUAAUAAUUUAUCUUCACGGCAAUCUGGUCGUUUUGCUUCGAUGCAGGAGCCUGGUCAAUCAUCCAGGAAUGUUCGCCAAGGCCAUCCUCCACUUUACCCAAGGGCGGCAUUUUCUAUAGAUAGGCAACGUGAUGGUGUUUCGGGUUUACCUUUGUCUGCUAGAAGCAGAGAUGGGAGAAGCAGGAUGAUAUCUGAGCAGAUUCGCAAUGCUUUGGAUUUAAUGCGCAGAGGGGUGAAUCUGCGAUUUGAGGAUGUCUUCCUUUUCGACCAGUCUGGGUUUUACGGCCGUGCCGACUUGUACGAUAGACACAGAGACAUGAGACUCGAUGUCGACAACAUGUCUUACGAGGAAUUACUGGCACUCGAAGAGAGGAUCGGCUAUGUUAGCACAGGUCUCAACGAAGAAACCAUUUUAAAGUCCCUGAGACAAAGAAAAUACUCUCCCUGCAAUCUCGAAGUUGCAUCAACAGAACAGGAGCCAUGCUGUAUCUGUCGGGAAGAUUACGGUGAGGGAGAGGGGAUUGGAACACUGGACUGCAAACAUGACUUCCACACUGAUUGUAUCAAGCAAUGGCUCAUGAUCAAGAAUUUGUGUCCUAUCUGUAAAACUACAGCUUUGGUCACAUGAAGAAACUGGUUUUACACACACCAUAAGAUAUCUAAUGGGAUGAAGUGAGAUUUCUUCCUCAUUAUUAUUAAAUUUAUUAAUAACACUUGACAAUCUUUUUUAUUGACCUUUUAAGCUGCUAAUAUUUCCAUUUUGUAUCCCCAAAUUUUCAUCUUUUAAUUAAGCUUGUACAAUAUUUAA
This is a messenger RNA of Phalaenopsis equestris, 2470 nucleotides long. RefSeq names its product probable E3 ubiquitin-protein ligase HIP1. The record is from RefSeq and is a predicted model, not a curated record. The transcript has 7 exons. Lineage: Eukaryota; Viridiplantae; Streptophyta; Magnoliopsida; Asparagales; Orchidaceae. Bases 317 to 2290 code for a protein of 657 amino acids. Gene Ontology annotation, molecular function: ubiquitin protein ligase activity.